AUGACCACAAACAUGUCAGACUUUAGUGACCUUGAGGAUGCUGACUUAGAGGAAUUGCUUGAUACCAAGGUAAAUCGGUGUGUCCAAACCAGUGUUAUCAGACAUCCUUUAUUGGUCCAACGUGAUCUAACAGGGAAAGUAUUAGAGGGGGAGAAAAGGUAUUAUGAGGAAAUCAAGACAACAGUUACAUACAAACCUACUCACCACCAGCUAUGCUACGAUCAGUUAAAUUCAUUUAUAUAUCCAACAAAUUAUGAGGUACGUGAUUACCAAUAUGAAAUUGUGAAGAGAGCUUUAUUUGAAAAUGUGUUAUGCGCCAUUCCAACCGGUAUGGGGAAGACAUUUAUUGCAAGUACGGUCAUGUUGAAUUAUUUUAGAUGGACAAAGAAUGCAAAGAUAAUCUUCACCGCACCAACUCGACCAUUAGUUGCGCAGCAGAUCAAGGCUUGUUUGGGUGUUACUGGAAUUCCAUACAAUCAGACGGCGAUAUUGUUGGAUAAGAGUCGUAAACAUCGAGAACAGAUAUGGGCAGAAAAGCGGGUAUUCUUUGCUACACCACAAGUUAUAGAAAACGAUUUGAAAAGAGGAGUGUUGAAUCCCAAAGAUAUCGUUUUGGUAGUUAUAGAUGAAGCACACAGAGCACGGGGAUCGUAUGCUUAUGUUGAGGUUACAAAAUUUAUCGAAAGAUUUAAUACCUCUUACAGAAUGCUUGCACUUACAGCAACACCAGCAACCGAUAUAGAGGGUGUUCAAGAAGUAGUUGAAAACUUGCAAAUUUCAAAGAUUGAGAUUAGAACUGAAGAGAGUGAGGAUAUUGUGAAAUAUAUGAAACGGAGAGAUUAUGAGAAAGUAAAUGUACCUUUCACUUCUGAGAUUGAAGACAUUAUAGAACAGAUAGGUAUCGCUGCAACUCCAGUGCUAAAAGAAGCUGUUCAACUGGGUUUAUAUGAUGAUUGUGAGCCUGUAAAUAUAAAUGCAUAUGUGGCAAUGCAACAAAGUCAAAGACUUAUCUCAAAUUCUUCAAUUCCAGAGGGGGUAAAAUGGAAGAACUAUUUUACCUUACAGUUGUUAUCCCAUGUGGGUCAUAUGUUGAAGAGACUAAAGAUUUAUGGUAUCCGGACGUUUUAUUCUUAUUUUGAUAAUAAAUACAGGGAGUUUACGACUAAGUGUGAAUUGGGCAAAUCCAAAAACAAAACUGCUCAAUCGUUCUAUUCCAGUCCAAUAUUGAAAAAUGUUAUCAAAACUUGUCAGCGGUACUUAUCCGUUCCUGAAUUCUUGGGACAUGGAAAAUUGCAGUGCGUUAGGAAUGAAUUAUCUACGUUUUUUGUAAACGUUAAUGCUGAUUCCAGAGUCAUUAUAUUUACCGAGCUUAGAGAAUCUGCAUUGGAAAUCGUUAAAUGCAUUGAUGACAUGAAUGAUAAAAGCUUUAGACCCCAUAUCUUUAUUGGCCAAGCCAGAGGUAAAGAAGGGUUCGAUCAAACUGAAUACAUUAGAAAAUAUACACCAAAAGGUAGGACUAAGGCAGACCGAUUUCGUAGAAUAGAUGAGGAAAGACAAAUUCAAGAGGAAAAGAUGAAGAAGAAAGAAGAGGAAAAGUUAUUAAGGAGUUCUCGGAGAACUGGAAGCUCUGAGGAAGCCCAGAUCACCGGAAUGUCUCAGAAACAACAAAAAGAGGUUAUCAGCAAGUUCAAGAAGGGUGAAUAUAAUGUCCUUGUUUGUACUUCUAUUGGAGAAGAAGGCUUAGAUAUUGGAGAAGUUGACAUGAUUAUUUGCUACGAUACCACCAGCAGUCCGAUCAAAAAUAUUCAACGUAUGGGUAGGACUGGUAGAAAACGAGAUGGUAGAAUUGUUCUGUUGUUAAGUGAUAAUGAGUCGAAUAAGUUUGAAAAGGCCAUGGAAGAUUAUGCCCAAUUACAAAGGCUGAUUGGCCAGGGCUCAAUAAACUACAAAGUCGCAGAUCGCAUUAUACCAGCUAACAUGAAUCCGAAAUGCCAGAAAGAAUUUAUCACGGUGUCUGCCACAAAUAAUGAAGUGAAUGAAAUGGAAGAUACAGAUGCUGUGAUUAAAUUUGCCACACAAGCGAUGUUGGGUAAAUUAGAUAAUAAGAAGACAGGGAAGAAAAAGGUAACGAAAGCAACACCUAAGAGGUUCUUUAUGCCUGAUAAUGUUGAGCAUGGCAUAGUUCCCGCUGUUAAUUUAGUCAACAGGUAUGAUAUAAGAGAAAAUGGAGAGUAUGAAUUAGCGGAGAAAUCCACAAAUAAGAAGAAACUUACCAACGUUCCCAAAGGGCAACACACACUGUUAGAUCGACUAGAGCAUGAUUCUUUAGAAUCAGAUAUGUCUUCCCCAGAAAUGGCAAGUCAAAAUCUAAUUGUUGAUAUUAAACCUAAACUUCUGUCUGAUAUUCUGAUGAAACAAGACAUAACCCUUGGAGCUGAUCAAAUUCCUUCUUCCUAUGAUUCCGAAAUACUAAAUCCUGAUACUACAAUGGUUUUUGACACUAAACACCUAGAGUUCCCGUCAAAAAGGUCACUCGAUACAGACGACCCACCUCAACUACUGAAGAAACAAAAAGCAGAUAAAAAUGCCUUCAUUGACAAAGAAACCACCUACAAAAAUACUUUCAACAAGUCAGAUGGACUCUUGACCCCAAGCGAAAAGAAAUACUUUGAAGAGAAUUACUCAUCAGUUAACCUGGUAUCUUGGGAACCCAAACCACUCUUUUCCCAUCCUAAACUUAAGGUGUAUAAAAUACCACAUUGCGAAAGAGUACGUUCAAUUAUAUCUGUAUUUGACGCAAUGAAUAAUGACGAUAAAGAACAGAUUAUUGAAAUGCAUAGGAAAAAUGCAAUUGCACGUCGAGUAGAACAUCAAUUAGCCACUGAAACUAAUGAACCAACUCAUCGCGCUGUUAUUGUAUCAAAUCAUGAUAUAAGAUUAAUCUCACAGGAACUUGAAUUUGAAGAAACUUGUGAUCGUAGCGAAAUAGACGUCUUAGAUGACGAUGGUGGACUCUCUGAUUUACUCUGCAUCUGA
Molecule: messenger RNA, 3036 nt
Organism: Eremothecium cymbalariae DBVPG#7215
Lineage: Eukaryota; Fungi; Ascomycota; Saccharomycetes; Saccharomycetales; Saccharomycetaceae
Gene: MPH1
Product: 3'-5' DNA helicase
Exons: 1
Coding region: 1-3036 (1011 amino acids)
Biological process (GO): double-strand break repair via synthesis-dependent strand annealing; replication fork reversal; interstrand cross-link repair
Molecular function (GO): 3'-5' DNA helicase activity; four-way junction helicase activity; ATP binding
Source: RefSeq, a predicted model, not a curated record